UUCUUGAAACACCUGGAACACCUGCCAAUACCAAAUGGAGCGUUUGUUUAUAGUCCUCGAUUCUCAAAAGUGUCUUUUGAAGAUGAAGAGAAACCAAAUGACACUCCAUGACUUUUGAACAAUUAACAAUUAAUAACAGAGAUGUGGAAGGCGAAAGUGAUCACCGCCUCCGAUCGCAUCUUCCCAGGGCUGAUCUAUCAUGAUCGCGAGAAACAGUUUUACGAUGCCGGGAACAUCAUCAAGUCUAGUCUACCCUUGCAAAUGGCUUUGUACUUCAAUCUCUGGCUGUUUCCAAUCUGGUUUUUCGUUAUUUUUUUAGGAAUAGACGCGAAGUAUUAUUAUCUUAGCAGUAUCUACAAAUUUAUCACUGUGACAUUAUACAUCACUAUUUCAGUACUUGAGUGCCUCAGGCUGUGGUUCGGGUACCUCGGAAAUUUAGUUGAAAAGAUCCCUGAAUUAGCUAGUUUCUGGCUACUCUCCACUCUCCUCCAAUUUCCUUUGAUGAUGUUCAUGUUCUGGGACGACAAUAUGCAACUAUUCCUCAUCGAGAGAACAGCCACCGGCCUGAUGAUUCUCCUAGUGAUUGCUGAAAUAAUCAGUGGAACAAUAGCCCUGAAGAAUAUCGCUGAGCAUCACUCCAAGAGGUUUUACAUGGCUCAGCUUUGUGGAAUUGACAACAAGUACUGACGACGUGAGAAGGCAGUUGGAAGUGGGUACUUCAGGACAUUCCCAACAGAGUCCUCAGCGAAUACUGUUAAUGGAGAGAGACACUGGGAGGG
Molecule: messenger RNA, 779 nt
Organism: Fopius arisanus
Lineage: Eukaryota; Metazoa; Arthropoda; Insecta; Hymenoptera; Braconidae
Product: transmembrane protein 17B
Exons: 5
Coding region: 142-687 (181 amino acids)
Biological process (GO): non-motile cilium assembly
Cellular component (GO): ciliary transition zone
Source: RefSeq, a predicted model, not a curated record